AUGUCAUCUUCAGGAAAGAGAAGCGAGAGAGGGAGGAGUAUCACACCAAAGGAAACCCCAACACACGCCGUCAAAACUCGCCCUUUGAAUCCCACCAUCGGAGAAAAAAUCCGCAAUCCAAAACUCUUCAAAAGCAAAGACAAUCAAAAAAAAGGUUCCUCAUCUUCAGGAACAAAUGAGAUUACAAAAGAAGAGCAUCUGAAAAAGUUGGAGGAUAAGAUGAAAAACACUGAUAUGUGUGCCAGAUGGAUCAACAAAGAUCCUAAAGAAGUAAAGGAAUUCUUGGUUGCUAUGGAGUUACGGCAAGGACUUCAAAUAGCAAGGAUAUAUCUAGAGCGACAGAUAAAGUUAAAAGAGGAGUUUCACGCGUUAGCAGAGACAAAAAAGUUUGAGGAAGAUAUACGAAGUCAUAGAGAGACCCUUAGAGAAGUAGAAGAAAACAGAAUCAAGUUGCGAGGGAAGUAG
Messenger RNA from Botrytis porri, 465 nucleotides. RefSeq lists its product as uncharacterized. Lineage: Eukaryota; Fungi; Ascomycota; Leotiomycetes; Helotiales; Sclerotiniaceae. The transcript has 3 exons. The coding region runs from base 1 to 465 and encodes 154 amino acids. The record is from RefSeq and is a predicted model, not a curated record.